AUGGAUUCUUCAAAAAGCAUUGCUGCAGUGGAGGAACAUUAUCUUCGCACCACAGGGAAAAAGCUACCGCAUGAACCGAAAACACUGAAACAUCUGACCAGUGUUUUGCCGCCUGUUGAAGUGGACAGUGCUGGCGCCUCAUACAAUCCUCCAAUUUCGAGAGAAGGAACGGUUUCUUCAAAAAGCAUUGUUGCAGUGGAGGAACAUUAUCUUCGUACCACAGGGAAAAAGCUACCGCAUGAACCGAAAACGCUGAAACAUCUGACCAGUGUUUUGCCGCCUGUUGAAGUGGACAGUGCUGGCGCCUCAUACAAUCCUCCAAUUUCGAGUUAUUUGCAUUAUACCGCAGAAAUUGCUGAGGAAGAAGCAAAAAAGAUGAAGGAAGAGGAAAAAAUCGAGCGCAGUUUGGUACUCGCACCAGGCCAAACAUUCAUCACCAAGCAUUAUGCCGCAGAAAUUGCUGAGGAAGAAGCAAAAAAGAUGAAGGAAGAGGAAAAAAUCGAGCGCAGUUUGGUACUCGCACCAGGCCAAACAUUCGUCACCAAGAUAACGCUGUUACUUCUCGAAAUUUUCUGCCCGCGAAUAUUUCUGUUUAAUUAUAUCCAAGCUCAGCUCAUAUCUGGUGAAGGGAUAUACGCAUCAGGGUCACUAACAGCAGCAGCAGCAGUAGCAGUAGCAGCAGCAGUAGCAGCAGUAGCAGUAGCAGUAGCAGCAGUAGCAGCAGCAGUGGCAGCAGUAGGCAGUCCGCCGAGCAGCUUCGCCUAG
This is a messenger RNA of Gongylonema pulchrum, 765 nucleotides long. NCBI's taxonomy places the organism in Eukaryota, Metazoa, Nematoda, Chromadorea, Rhabditida, Gongylonematidae. The record is from the annotation of a GenBank genome assembly.